AGGAUAUGGGUGACUCUGAUCAGGAAAAAGUGGUCUCGACAUUGAAAGCAUACCUCAAGCUGUGUGCCAAACCUCCUCACCGCCCUCUCAUUUUAAAAGAUCAAACGAUUCUGCACGUCCUCAAAAACUUCCUGGAAGAUGAUCGUGUUGUCGUGAUGACUUAUCUCGUUAAAAUACUGUUGUAUUUGUCGGAAAAUCCGGACGACGCACUGGUGUUGAGCAAUGUUGGAGGACUUGAAGAAAAACUCAGUGCUGCAACUGAAAAGUCAUUCCCGCCGAAUAUCGUCUACAACAUUCUAAUAAUUAUCUCCCGCCUAAAAUCUGCACAAGCCAAAGUUGCUCGUAACAGGAAAGAACAGAACGAUCCUGUUCCUGCUUCGGCUGGUGACAGUUGCGUCGGUGGUGGCGGCAACACUAACCGCAAGUUUGUUUCCCGCAAGUCAAAACAGUUGAUUUAUGAGUUCGACGAACUGUGGGAGGAUUUGAAAAACGAAGUUGAGCGCCGAGUUCUGGCUAAAAGAGGGGUCAUCAGCAUUUAUUUUAACACCUCAUCUAAUAGGGCCACUAUUCGUACGGUGCUCACUGUGGAUGCGAAUGAGAUAACUGACUUGCUAUUUGACUGUGGAUGUGAAAUGGUGACCCAAGUGGUGAAAGUGGACGGUGUUGACGAACUAUUCAAAAUGUAUGCAAGCGAACGGGAAAAG
Molecule: messenger RNA, 704 nt
Organism: Haemonchus placei
Lineage: Eukaryota; Metazoa; Nematoda; Chromadorea; Rhabditida; Trichostrongylidae
Source: the annotation of a GenBank genome assembly